GUUUGAUAUAUCAGUUCCUGUGCACUCGACCCCCUCCUCUCUUUCUGGACGCUGGCUCCUGUGAAGUAACUUGUUUCAUCAGCCCAGUGUUCCUAGAGCACCUCUUGAGCGUCCAUCCAUGGAGAACACUGUGGAACAUCAGAAUGGCAGUGACCAUGAAGAAGGAGACCCCAUGGAGGGCUUCAACCAGCAACUUGAAGACAUCGUCAAGACGUACGGAAUAGCUGCCGCUCUCAUGGAAGAGCAGAUCUCCAAUCUGGAGAAGCAAGAGCAGGAGGAGCCUGGUGGGGACCAAGACGUAGCCGGCCCCGGGUCUGCCUCAGGAAAUGGCACUGCUCAGCUCAUGAAGAGCCUGGAAAAAGUCAAAUCACCCGAUCAGAAGGUCAAGAUCCUCCUGGAAAAGUAUGCAGAGUUACUGAAGCGUCAGCAGAGCGAGCAGAAGAAGAACAGCUUUCUUGAAAAGAAAAGCGAGUCACUGAAGAUGCAGAAAGACAACCUGCACCUGGAGCUCAGCAAAGCCCUUCUGGCCCGCUCUAAACUAGAGGAACUCUGCAAAGACCUCCAGGGCUACAACAAGACCUUGAGGGGUGAGUUUGUGCAAAAGUUUAACGAUGACGAGUCAAAGAGAAAGGAGGUCACCACUCACUUCCAGACGACGCUGGUCGACAUCCAGGCGCAGAUUGAUGAGUACAGCGUCCGCAACCUCAAGCUGUGCAAGGAGAACUCCGACCUCGCUGAGAAGCUCAACAACAUCAUCCAUCAGUAUGAGAAGCGUGAGGAGAGCCUGGAGAAGAUCUUCAAACAUCAUGAUGUGCAGCAAAAGUUGGCUGAAGCCAAACUUGAACAAGCAAACAUUUUGCUGAAGGAGGCCGAGGUCAAUCACAAGAAGGAAAAGGAAUAUUUGCUUAAAGAAGCUAUUGAGAAAACAAAGAAAUGCUACGCAAUGAAGGAGCAGGAGUUAUCAAUGAAGAAGCAGCUAGUUCUGUACUCCCAGAAGUUUGAAGAAUUUCAGUCUACGCUUGGGAAAAGUAAUGAUAUAUAUGUCACCUUCAAAGAAGAAAUGGACAAGAUGAGAGGCAAGAUGAAAAAGCUGGAGAAGGAGUCAGACUUCUGGAGAGAUCGUUUUGAAAACUGUAACAAGUCACUCAUGGAACUGAUCAAUGAGAGAACUGAAAAAGCAAAGGAAUUUGAGAUUUUUGUCCUCAAAGUGGACAAACUCGAGACCUUGUGCAGGGCUUUGCAGCAAGAGAGGAAGGGUCUGUACGACAAAAUCAAAGGCAUUAGGUAUGAAAUGUUCCAUCCGGAUGUGCAACAGGCAACCACAAUGAAAGAGGAAGAGGUGCCUGAAGGCGGGCUGGAGAAGAUCGGUGUGCUGGGUGUCACGACAGAGAUGGCCAAGUUGAAAGCUGAGCAGUUGCGACUGCAAGAACUGGCCGCCUCUAUCACAGCAUCUGUUGAAAAAAAAAACCAACCAGGUGGCUCAGACGAGGAGGAGGAGAAGGAUAAGGGGGAGGACAGCGCAGCAGACAACUCUAACAAGAUGUCACCUGCACCUGAACUGGUGCAAGAGGCCCAGAAGUCAGAACCAUGCAAACCAGAGUUAGCAAAAGAGCCGAUUAAGGCUGAAACACAGGUUUUAGAGCAACCGAAGGUUGCAGACAUUGCAGAAGUGGUUAAAACUCAACCAGAGGUACUUCCAGUUCAAUUGGUCAGCUCUUCAGAAGCUAAAACAGAGGGGCAGGUACAAGAUCAUGUGAAGACAGAAGCAGUUGUGCCCACGGAAACUGCGCCAGUCGUAAUUUCAUCAGGCGAGGGAAACGCAAACCAACAACAAGAACACAGCGCCUCAGCCCAGGCAAGCACAGCAGCUCCGCCACCAGUAGGUGCAGAAAGCACUAAAGCAGAGGUGUCUGUACCAAAGGCUGAAGAGAAGCCCCAACCUGCCCCGCAAGAGAAGCCCCAACCUGCGCCCCAAGAGAAGCCCCAACCUGCCCCGCAAGAGAAGCCCCAACCUGCGCCCCAAGAGAAGCCCCAACCUGCCCCGCAAGAGAAACCCCAACCUGCCCCGCAAGAGAAGCCCCAACCUGCGCCCCAAGAGAAGCCCCAACCUGCCCCGCAAGAGAAGCCCCAACCUGCGCCCCAAGAGAAGCCCCAACCUGCGCCCCAAGAGAAGCCCCAACCUGCCCCGCAAGAGAAGCCUGCUGCAGAGGGACCAGCCAAGGCUGAGGUAGUAAGUCAAGCGAAGCCACAAGCCACGCAGGCAAAGCCACAGACGCCCAACGCAGAGGCACAGGCGUCCAACGGAAAGCCCAAAGGAAAAAAGGGAAAGAAAAAAGGAAAGAAAUGAGCACUCACCGGCCUUAUCUGGAAGCUCAUUUUAUUUUAUUAUUUUUGGCACUGAUUUUUUUUUUGAACUUUUAUGACAGUAGAGAUAACAUUUUUGACAAUAUUUGUAUUCUUUAUAUAUCCUAUAGCCAAAUGUUUACAUGAUUAUUAGAGAUGGCGUAUUGUACAAUAGCUGUAAGCUUUCUUUGGAUAUUGUAUUAUAAAGUAUUACCAAAUAUGGUAGAUAAGAGGAAAAUACUUCAGGCUCUGACUUUUCCGGGAUCCAUGUGAUGUCAGGUGAACGCCCCUUUAGGAGACCUGCGGUUAGGAGACCUUUGGAUCUCACGGUUGAGAAUCAAGGAGUUCCCUUAGCGCUGUAGAUGGCGGUAGCGCACACCUUGUCCAGCCACCACCAAACACCACUAACAGAGAAGAAGGAGGGGACAACGCCCCCUUAGGAGACCAAACUUGAGCACACUCUUUUGCAUUGGGUGGGCGGAGUUUGAAUCCUCUUUCUUUAAUCUACCCUCUUUGAUAUUACCAUUUUUAAUUUAAGGAGCCCUUAGUUACCAAUGCUGAUUAGAUUCCUACUCUAAAAUAAAGGUGUCAUUAUUAGUA
Molecule: messenger RNA, 2943 nt
Organism: Engraulis encrasicolus (European anchovy)
Lineage: Eukaryota; Metazoa; Chordata; Actinopteri; Clupeiformes; Engraulidae
Gene: txlnba
Product: taxilin beta a
Exons: 10
Coding region: 119-2347 (742 amino acids)
Molecular function (GO): syntaxin binding
Source: RefSeq, a predicted model, not a curated record